AAUGGUAACACUAACACAUAAGCAUUAGCGUGAGAGUGAGAGGAUAGGAUAGGAUGUCUCACUUCGGAAGGUGGGGUCCACCGGAUAUCAGCGACACAUACUCUCUGCUGGUUCUCAACAUCGCCUUUCGUACAACCGCCGACGACCUUUUCCCUCUCUUUGAUAAGUAUGGUAAGGUCGUCGAUAUCUUCAUCCCCAGAGAUCGAAGGACCGGCGAUUCCAGGGGCUUCGCUUUCGUCCGUUACAAGUACGCCGACGAGGCUCAGAAAGCCGUCGACAGGCUCGACGGCAGAGUCGUCGAUGGCCGGGAAAUAACUGUCCAGUUCGCUAAAUAUGGCCCUAAUGCUGAGAGAAUUUCAAAAGGAAGGGUUGUUGAACCAUUGCCGAGAUCUAGUAACAGGUCAAGGAGCCGCAGUCCUCCAAGGAGAAGGUAUCGCGAUGAUCACAGGGAUAAUAGGAGUCAUGAACGUGACAGGUACCGUUCAAGAAACGACAGAGAUUAUCGUCGUCGAAGCCGGAGUCACUCACCGGAUAGUCGAAAAAGUACUUCUCCGAGGAAGAAGAGCCGUCAUGGACGGUCACCUACACCUGCCAGUGUCUCUCCACGCCCUCGACCUGAUGAUGCUUCCCCGAGGAUAUCCCCUCCAAAUUCUGGUGGUGAUGAAUGAGCUCUGUUUUCCUUGUAAAAUUCUGGAGACGUAUUGAGUAGUAUUCCUGUGGCGAUUUUUGCUAAUGUUGGAUCUUUAAAUCAUUGUGAAUGGUCUUAUAGGAUUCAAUGGAGGAUUUUAUGAACUAUGUGCUGGUUUGGUAGGAUCUGACUUCCUUGAUGUUUUGAUGCUACUGUAUUUUGAGCUAAUGUGUCUUCUACUUGGGAAUUUGGUAACUAUUGCACCUUGUGGUCGAUUGAUUAAUAUCUCAGUCUAUGAUGGAUUGUCAUUAUUGUUUCAUUUAGGUUUUUUUAUUUUUCUCGUUAUUUUUCCUACUUCCUACGAAGGCAUGGUCGUGAUUGAGUUAAAGCUCAGUUCAUAGACUUCCUAAUUUAUGAUGAACAACUUAUUGGUCUUUAUAGUUAUGAAAGGGAAAAGUGAUGGGCCCUGAUAGGUGCAUGUUGACAUCGUUGCUAUUGAUGCUGUUUCUAUGUCAUGGUCGUGAUUUUGGUGCUGGUUGCAAGAGUAUGCUGGUUUUAGAAGUAUGAUUGAUUUACCGGUAUGCUGGUUUGGUGGACUUAGUUGACUUUUCUUUUCUUUUUUCUGAAUGUUGUGAUUAUUGGUAAGAUAUUUGGUUUACUUUGUUAUUUCUUCUGAAAAACCUCAACAACUGAGAAUUCUGAUUUUGAUCUGAAAAUCUGUGUCUGGUCUUUCACUGAAAUAAAUAAAAUGUUCUGAAAGGGUUUCUUGGUGCGGAGAUGGACACAAGUUGAACGUAGUUUGACAUGUAGCUGAUGCCUCAUAGGAGUUGAACCUGUUCAUAUGUAAAUUCAGAUGCAUAUACUAAACCUAAACUGUGGCCUAAAUAUGAAUGCUAAUUUGCUGGUGUGGUAUUUCCAAUCACAAUGAUGCGGGGAUGAUAUGGUAACACAUUCAUGAUUAAAUUUUUAGGGUAUUUUUCUGGAUACUGCCUCAUUUAACAUUGACUUUUUGAGAUUAUGAUUUAUGCAUCUUCUUUUGUGUGAUUAGCUUGUGUUAGGGAAUAAUUUGGAGAACUAACCAAUAACUGCAUGUAGCUCUGUUGCUGUCCUUUAUGCUGGGGUCAGGUUGGCAAUGUUAUUAGCGGCUGGCACUGAUUAUGGCUGUCUAGCUGUCCUGCCGAAUUCUGUUGAAUCCAAAACUGCUUGACACACAAAUUUUCACUAUAAAGCAGCCGUUAGUUUAUGUAGCUUCUAUCUCAUUUGUCUCAAUUCAUUUUUAAAAUUUUCAUUGACUUAGAAGAUAUAUAUAUAUAGGGUCAGGAUCAUUUUACACCAGUGUAAGUUACACUCUUAAUCUUGACCAUUGAUCUUACUUAUAUCUAAGGGC
Messenger RNA from Gastrolobium bilobum, 2015 nucleotides. Its product is annotated as serine/arginine-rich splicing factor SC35-like. The record is from RefSeq and is a predicted model, not a curated record. Bases 54 to 668 code for a protein of 204 amino acids. Gene Ontology annotation, molecular function: RNA binding. The transcript is spliced from 5 exons. Lineage: Eukaryota; Viridiplantae; Streptophyta; Magnoliopsida; Fabales; Fabaceae.